Molecule: messenger RNA, 421 nt
Organism: Cydia amplana
Lineage: Eukaryota; Metazoa; Arthropoda; Insecta; Lepidoptera; Tortricidae
Product: lipopolysaccharide-induced tumor necrosis factor-alpha factor homolog
Exons: 4
Coding region: 39-407 (122 amino acids)
Molecular function (GO): zinc ion binding
Source: RefSeq, a predicted model, not a curated record
GGUCGUCACUGAAUUAUUCUUUCUAUCCAGGGUCUACUAUGGACGGGUCGGGGCCGUUGCUUCCUUACAGUUACACUCCAGCACAGAUACAGAAGAAGGACAGCGCCUCCAUGAACCAGUCAUUGGCGACGGCGAUUGGCUCGGCGCCUGUCAUCAAGGCUGGGGUGAGUAGGUGUAUAAUGUCGCCGCUGCUAGGCCCCGAGAACACACUGUGCGAGUGUCCAUUCUGCAACGCGAGCAUCAAGACGGCGGUGCAGUAUAGUACUACAUCUCGCACGCACAUUGCCGCAGCCCUUUGGUGCUUGGCAUGUUGCCUGUGCUGCGUGCCAUAUGGAUCGGACUCUGCCAAAAACGCGGACCACUACUGUCCCAGCUGUCAUAGAUACUUAGGUACUUACGAAAAGUAAGAAUAAAUAAAAUU